Molecule: messenger RNA, 10513 nt
Organism: Oncorhynchus kisutch (coho salmon)
Lineage: Eukaryota; Metazoa; Chordata; Actinopteri; Salmoniformes; Salmonidae
Gene: ptchd4
Product: patched domain containing 4
Exons: 3
Coding region: 207-2969 (920 amino acids)
Cellular component (GO): membrane
Source: RefSeq, a predicted model, not a curated record
GCCGAGGCUUGCUGCUAUUGCAGCAGGAGCAAUAGGAAUAGUCACUGGUCCGCGGUUAGUAAAAGGAGGGGAAUGGCUUGAAACAAAAAAAGCAGAGAUGAUAAGUAUAUGACAGUUCUUGUUGCAAAUUGCUGCAGUGCUCUUUUUAUAGGUGUAGUGUAUUCUCAUUCGGAUUGACUAAACUGGGCAACCGAGCCUCAUGUCACAUGUGCUUCAUAGGAAGAAGCUGGGCAUCUGCAAGCUGGAUCUGGAGGAGGAUGCUGCGGCAAAUGAUACACAGAGGGCUCAAAGCUUCUUUCUACUGGCUGGGCUUAUUUGUUAGUAGGCAUCCGGUUUUUUUCCUCACCGUUCCCGCAGUCUUAACCAUCAUUUUCGGAUCUACCGUCCUGAGCAGAUUCAAGCCCGAAACGGACAUCGAGAUACUGGUUGCCCCGACACACAGCUUUGCUAAAGUAGAGCGGAGUCUUGCGAACAGCCUUUUCCCCAUCGACCAGUCAAAAAACAAGCUGUAUUCCGACCUGCACACCCCCGGCAGAUAUGGCAGACUGAUUCUGCUGGCCAAGUCUGGGGGAAAUAUACUGGAGCUAGCCGACCAGGUCCUGCAGGUUCACAAGCAGGUGCUGGAUUUGCGGGUUAAUUACAAGGGAUUCAAUUACACUUUCGCUCAUCUCUGUGUCCUGAGCCAUCAGGAUCAGCGAUGCCUCUUGGAUGAUAUAAUUACGAUAUUCGAAGAUAUCCGCUUAGCCAUUCUAUCGAAUCACACUUUUUCAAAGGUGCCCGUGAACUAUCCAAAUACCACAUUAAAGGAUGGUCGUGUGUCCUUCAUCGGCCACCAGCUGGGUGGAGUGGCCUUCUCGCCCAACAGCCGAGACCAGCAGGUGAAGUUUGCCCGGGCCAUCCAGAUCACCUACUACCUUCGCAACCAUGGCCCCGUGGUGCAGGACGUCAUCGCAGAGAAGUGGGAGAACGCCUUCUGCGCCCUCAUCACACGCCUGUCCACGCUCAGCGAGGACCUGCACAUCCAGUCUCUCACCUCCUUCAGCCUGUGGAGGGACUUCCACCAGACGGGAGUGCUGGCCAAAGGGGAGGUGCUGGUCAGCCUAGUGCUCCUUCUGCUGGCGGCCACCAUCUCCAGCUCAAUGAGGGACUGCCUGAGGGGAAAGCCCUUCCUGGGUCUGCUGGGUGUGCUCACAAUAGCCAUCGCCAACGUGACCUCCACUGGCAUCUUCUUCAUCUCCGACGGGAAGUUUAACUCCACGCUGCUGGGGAUCCCAUUCUUCUCCAUGGGUCAUGGAACCAAAGGAGUGUUUGAGCUCCUGGCGGGCUGGCGAAGAACUCGAGAAAGCCUUCCCUUCAAGGAACGCGUGGCAGACGCCUUCGCCGACGUGAUGGUGUGCUAUACCAUGACCAGUUCCCUCUACAUCAUCACCUUCGGCAUGGGUGCCAGUCCCUUCACCAACAUUGAGUCGGUGAAGAUCUUCUGCCAGAGCAUGUGCGUGGCCGUCCUGGUCAACUACUUCUACGUGUUCUCCUUCUACGGUUCCUGCUUGGUGUUCGCUGGUCAGCUGGAGCAGAACCGCUACCACAGUGUGUUCUGCUGUAAGAUCCCCUCAGUGGAGUACCUGGACCGUCAGCCCACCUGGUUCAAGACCAUGAUGAGCGACGGCCAUGACCAUGUCACGCACCACGAGGUCGUGCCCUACCACAACCACUUCAUCCAGCACUUCCUGAGGGAGCACUACACGGAGUGGAUCACCAACACCUAUGUCAAGCCCUUCGUGGUCAUCCUCUACCUGAUCUACGCCUCCUUCUCCUUCAUGGGAUGUUUACAAAUCAGUGAUGGAUCCAACAUCGUCAACCUCCUAGCCAGCAACACGCCCAGUGUGUCCUACGCCACGACCCAGCAGAAGUACUUCAGUAACUACAGCCCCGUGAUCGGCUUCUACAUCUAUGAGCCCAUUGAGUACUGGAACUCCACGGUGCAGGAGCACCUCACAACGCUGAGCCACGGCUUCAACAAGAUCUCCUGGAUGGAUAACUACUUUCAGUAUCUGAAGGUGGUGAAUGUGAGCGCCUCGACCAAAAGUGAUUUCAUCACCAUCCUGCAGGGCUCCUUCCUGCGCAGCCCGGAGUAUCAGCACUUCAUGGAGGACAUCAUUCUGUCCAAGACAGAUGGGGAUGAAAUGGAGAUAAUCGCGUCCAGGAUGUACCUGGUGGCGCGGACCACAGAGAAGACACGGGAGGAGGUGGUAGAACUGCUGGAGAGGCUCCGCCCCCUUUCGCUCAUCAACAACAUCAAGUUCAUCGUCUUCAACCCCACCUUCGUCUACAUGGACCGUUACAGCUCCUCUGUGGUCUCACCCAUCCUCACAUCGGCCUUCAGCGUGCUCACCAUCCUCAUCCUCACCUUCUUCCUGGUCAUCAACCCUCUGGGGAACUUCUGGUUGAUCCUGACCGUCACCUCCGUAGAGCUGGGGGUCCUGGGCCUCAUGACCCUCUGGAAUGUACACAUGGACAGCAUCUCUAUCCUGUGCCUUAUUUAUACUCUCAACUUUGCCAUGGAUCACUGUGCACCCCACCUGUACACCUUCGUACUGGCCACGGAGCACACCAGGACCCAGUGCAUAAAGAUCUCGUUAGAGGAGCACGGGGCGGCCAUUUUGCAAAACGCCUGCUGUUUCGUUAUCGGGAUGUUGCCCUUGGUGUUUGUGCCUUCCAAUCUGACCUACACGCUGUUCAAGUGCUCCCUCCUCACCGCAGGCUGCACAGUGCUGCACUGUUUCGUCAUCCUGCCUGUGUUUCUAACGUUUUUUCCCCCAUCAAAAAAAAGGCACAAGAAGAAAAAACGGGCAAAACGGAAAGAGCGGGAGAGGGAGCGGGAGAUGAUGGAGAGGGAGAGAGUGAGGGAGAGGGAGGAGAUAGAGUGCAUUGAAGUCAGGGAGAACCCUGAUCAUGUGACUAACGUCUGAGAAGCCGUGUGUCGGUGAGCGGCAGCUGGACAGUCUUCAGUGAUUGUUGGGUGAGGUGUUGGAAGCAUGUCCUAAAGCGAGGGUGGCCAUGUGUUGUAGCCCCUCAAAGGGCCAGAGGGGUCAAAGCUGACCAGUCCUCAGAAGGAGGAGGGAGGGAGGGAGAUAUAGACCAGCAGCCAUGACCCAGCUAGACAGCCAGCAGCCAUGCUGUCUAGAGUAGAGACCAGACCGGGUCAGACCCAUAGAUCAGCUACUCCUUCAGACUGGAUGGGACAGUGUAUCUUAUCUGCACAGUCUGCAAACGGUUCCCUCUGCUGUUCAUACAGACACUCACACAACCAGGAAGAAACUACAGUAUCAUACAUUUACUUACAGUGUAAUGUGUAAGGGGAUAAUAUAUCUUAUUCUAACAAUUGUAAAUCUACAGUAUCGUGAGGAAAGUAUGGUAGCAUAAAAAUGAGAGCAAUGCGUACCUCCAAGGUUGGUGGUCAAAGUUAUCUAAAUUGUUUUCUACAAUUUGUCAUAUUAAAUAUUUUUAUCAUCUACACAGGCUUAUACUAACCCCAUCACAAAGACCCCAUUAUAGUAUGAUUAGUAUGACAGACAGACAGACAGACAGACAGACAGACAGACAGACAGACAGACAGACAGACAGACAGACAGACAGACAGACAGACAGACAGACAGACAGACAGACAGACAGACAGACAGACAGACAGACAGACAGACAGACAGACAGACAGACAGACAGACAGACAGACAGACAGACAGACAGACAGACAGACAGGCAGGCAGGCAGGCAGGCAGGCAGACAGACAGACAGACAGACGUAUACAUUUGAAUUUGUUUGAGAGUACACAGAAAUAAAGCAUACCCACAGUAGAUUCCAUUCUUUCUUUCCGGUAAACACCCGAGCGAACAGCUGAACUGGGCAGAUGGCGUACACUGUGUCCAUUAUGAAGAAUUAUCCUGCACAUUGCAUUGUGUGGAUACCAUUGUCAAGGUUAAUUUUACAGGAAGACAGAUAUAUCUGCUUUAUUUCCAUUCUCACAUCUGUUCUUAGCCAACAAUUAGAGUAGAACUGCAGCAAGGUACAUAAUCUAGGGCUUCAUUCAGUCUUUAUCCCUGAAAUGUUACAGAUUGCACCAUAGAAAUGUAAAUGUCAUUUCAGACUGAGCUGACAUAUGCAGCGUUUAUUGUGAAUGCAGUCUCCGCUAACGCGGUAACAUUGACUUUCAAAUCCAAUCACGCUGUAACUUCUGCGAUACGGAUUGAACAGAUCCCUUAAUAGAGUUAGGCAUGUUCAGGAAAUCAUAGCAGGUGGCUUAACUAGGAGGGAAAAGGCAACUCUGAACUAGUAAAACCAAAAGGAGGAAGUACUGCAGAGGUUGAAAAUCAUACUGCCUUCCUAACUGGGCUAAGAUAUGAGGUGUCUCGAGAAAUCAUCUGAACAUCAUGGUUGGCAAGGCAUCUUCAGUGUUUAACACGUUUCAGUGUCACGCGUUUCAAUGUCCCAUGAUUAAGAGGUGAUUAUGGAUCAUCAUGAACAAAAUAAAUGAUUGGGUGGGUUGGACACGACAGGUCAUAACUUAAUCAGAGAUACAUUGUUUCUUUUUGUUUGUGUGAAAGACUAUGGUGCCAAAUAAUUUGAGUGGGAAAAAAAAAUGGGUGCCGAUUUUUUGGAUGUGGAUAUUCUGUCAAAUCAAAUCAUGAUGUAAAAGACAUCCUAUUGGUUCAAACCUCAGAGUAAUGCCAUACAUCACAAUGAUGCGUGUUUAAACAACCGUUGGUGAUGUAUAUUAGCAUUCCAAUGGCUUUCAUGGACCAUUGCUUGAUCUACUUUAGAAAUCUCCAGAGAACAUCAAUAUUCUCCUCUAGUAGCCUCUCGGCUAUCCAGAAUGGCCAGAGUGGAGUCCCUCUCCCCGUCGGAAAACCAAGCGCAUUAUCAAGCUAAGUCUGAUGAUGCUGGAUAAGAUCUCUGUAAGGGCAGACACUCUCAAGGUCAGAAUGCAGGAGAUAGUCAUCACUGACCUCCUUAGGAUGGUUUGUCGCAUGUAACAGAAUGCCUCUCAUGUAAAAGGAUGUGGCUGUCCGUAGGUUAUUCUUAAUUGAAAGUUAUGACCUUGAGAGGGCAUUGCUGUCUUUAUGUGCUGCUUGAAAGGGACAAAGUACCUCUCAAAAAGGGCAAUAAAAGCUAUGAGGGCAGCUGAAGCAACUUUAUGUCUGUUUGGACCAAAAGUUAGAGAAGCUUACAGGAGUAAAAUGGUCAGUACAAUUAACCAUCUUGAAAGCAACAUAUUGAAGUAAAGAAGCGAAAAGCAGUUUCUGCUUCUGUAUGAAACAGUAGCUCGCUAGUUAUCAAGAUAAUGCCUUUACCUGCUCAUGGGCUUUCACACUCCUCCUUUAGUAAAAUAAAUGGGAUGAAAAGGGUCCUCUCCCUCAUGCAAGAAAUCACCCUCCUCACAAAAGACUAAUGACGGCCAUUUUGUCUGAAAGUUAGCAAUGAAUGAAUCUCUCACGUAAAAAAAUGAUGACAAGGUAAAUCCCUAAUUUCAUUCUCAAAUCUCUUAUCCGUGGUGAUGAUUAAUCCUAAGCGUUAAAGCCUAAAUAGCAAGAGAGAAUCUCAUAACUUUUAACCAGACAUAGUUACUCCAAAGCGAUGGGUAUAGGCUAGCUACAAAACCUGCAACUGUUGGUGUCACUGCAUUUUUGUAAAAGCCAUGUCAUGUAUGUAUAGUAAGAAGGUUUGAACAUUGAAUAUAAAGGGGACAAAUGCCAAUUGAAAUCAUUGACUUCCCAAAAUGACUGUGUACGCAUGGCACUGUAAUGUAUUGAUGCAUGUAUUUGAUUUCUGUAUAUUUAGUCUGUGUAUCCUUAUUUUGCAACGCUGUUUUAACCCAUGUUUGUUGUUUAAAUGCAUAUUCUAUAACAUUUUGUGCCACAAAGUAACAAAAUGUCCUUUAUGUUCAACAAAACAGAAGCCAGAGGAUCAUAUGUGUAAUAUAACUGUAUAUGAUUUUUUUUAAAGAUUUUCUAUGAAAAAAACUCUAUGAUAUUAGAUUUUUUUAAAGCUGAAAUGUUCUUAUAAAAAAGCAAUAAAGGAAAAAAGGGUUGAACACAGUAAUAAACUGCAGAAUGUCAACAGUAAACUGAGUAGAUCAACCUGUUGCACCUCCAGUGGACCUAAAUGUUUGUGGUGCAUCAACAAAUGUAAUACGUUCUCUAUGGGGAGACUGUGGAUUCUGCUUGUUUUCCUCGUUUGUUUCUUUGUUUAUUCCUCACUACUUGGCCAUUAUAUUACAGGGAGAUAUUACAGCCUCUUUUUAUUACACUGCAAUUUUGUUUAGCUUGGUUGUGGUUAUUUUCUUUCUAUCACAAUAGUAUGCAAAACAACAAACAAUAAUGACAAAGAAUUGCAAUGGUAUAUGCAGAACAUGUCUAAGACUGAGCUAAAUGGUUUGCUGUGCUGUUAUGACCCGUACUUACAUAACUACUGUUGAAUUUUCAGAUUACAAUAUCAUUAUACAUGAUCCAUGAACAUGCUGAACCCUCCAAUAACUUUCAAUGUUUUUUUCACUCAUGAUACAGGAUAGUCAAUUCAUCUUUUGAAGUACUCAGCUUGCUGUACUUGCUGUAUACAAGCCAUCUCUGGUGAAGCUAUAUUUAAUGCGGUCUUUCUGAGUCUAGUAUGUGUUCUAACGUGCCAUUGACCAUCACUUGUCUAACACUUCACUGUCUGCUCCACUGAGAAAGUCAUUACCUCCACCAAUGUUUCAUUUACCAAACCCCUUGCUCAUGGUUUUGUCUAACUCUUAAAUCAGGCUAUCUAAUGCAGUGAUCUGUUGAUGCUUAUUGUAUGUGUGGUAGGUUGUAAUUUUGUCAGUGAGUCUUGAGUGUCAACUCACUGUUCAGAUCAGAACAUGGUCAUUGAUUGAUGACAUCAGUGAUGAGGUCAUUAUCUGAGGUUUGGUUUUGAUGUGGUGUCUGAUGCUCUGUGUGUGAAUAUAAAAACCCAAACACUGUUAACGAGUAGCAGGUGAUAGGCGACUUGUUCUUAUUUCACCUCACUUUUAUACAAAGGAUGGGCUUCAAACCUGAUGCAGUUGCCAAGAAAACAAUGUAAUAAGAACAUGUGUGAAACAACCAAUGAACAUGAUGACUGAUUUAGAAUAUUGCAUAGCGAAGUGAGAAUAACUCAAGCAGCAGAUUAACUAAAGUCCCCCCCCCCCCUUGAUACACCAGCAUAGUUAAGUUUGCGUGUUCAGCUUGAACACAACACAACAACAUACACACAUUGCAAUAAGAUUAUGCAAUUCUAAACUGUGGUUGAACAGGCAUACUGUUCCAAAAGCACACAUCAGAAAUGUUAAGGCAGCAAGAACACACCCAUGCCAUAUUGUCUGUUAUCCAUUUCUACAAUGGUUCUAGCCCAGACAAUCUCUGCUCAUUCAACAAUUCUGUAGUUUAUAUUUGAAAUGAUCAUACAGCGUUUCAACACCACACAACAAUGUCAACAUUUGACUACUGCAGUAGGAUUUCCCCCCUUACAUGAAGAGAGAAGGAAAAAGAAAACUAUUGCAUAAGGACUUGUGUGCCGUUUGGUGCUAGGGCAGCUUAACUACAAUGCUACCAACAUAGUGAACAUGCAUGUUAGGCAUCUUUCAGAGACUGCAUGGAGACAAAGUGCUCAGUGGGAAAGAUAGAAAGUCUUGGGAGAAUGAUUUAUGAGGAUGUAUUUGGGAGAAGUGUCUGGAUUAGGUUUGAAAAUGCCAAGGUCUGAGCCCUAAGUACUGUGGCUAUGUACAGAUGUAGGAACUUCAUUUGAGCCAGUUUGCUACAGCAGGAACAUAAUCCUGCAACAGCAGGAAAUGUCAAUUAUUUUGUGGAUUAUAAUUAAUGGACAUUUUUGUAGGGGUUGAUCAUUUUUUUCUUAAGGUUAAGGGAAAAUCAAGUCUGAAAUUACAAACUUCAGAAGCCUUUUUAAACCUAAAAUACACUUAUAUACUUUUCCUGCAUUGUAUGGAGGUUUCUGUGCAACAGAGUGAUCGAAUUAAGAUCCUACAUCUGUAUGUGUCAUAAUCUCUAAAUUACAUGGCUAUGUGCGCGUUAUAAAUUCAUAAGCCUAUGGGGUCCAGGAUAGAUGCACACAAUUAAUCUAGAAUGGAAUUACUCUUGAUUUGACAAAAUGGCCUGGCUGCAUUGCCUUACUUUUCAAUGCUUUAUGUGUCUUUUACACAAAGAAACUGUUUAGAUUGUGUUGAAUGUGCUGUCGAUGCUGUUGUCAUCAAACUGUCCGACAGAGUUAAGAACUGGUGGUGGGUUGAGCUGACUGUAUACCAGUGAAUACAUGUUGUUUGGAGUUGGAUUGUGAUUGUGACCGUCAAGAUUAAAUGUUAUGUUGGAUAUACAUAGAAUUUAGAUCCUGAAUUAAUCAAGCAGCUGGUGUAAGGAUGUGGUUAUGACAACAACUCUUGUUUGUGUAGUUAACACACCCUAAUCCAUAAAAUUACACUUUAUUUAUUUAUUUAAAACUUUUUUUUAAAGUGCACAUGUUUUAGCUAAUUCGCUUAUCCUAUUAUUUUUUGUUUAAAUCAUGGUAUAAAGGGACUAAGGGGAUUUCUCAAUGUAUAAUCAACCCAAAUGUAAUCAAUGUACUGUAGUGCAAAAAUGGCCUGUCACCCAUUAGGUCUUCUCAUGGUUCGGAGAAACUUUACUCCCUGCCUCAGACGCAGGUUGGCAUUUACUGUCAAUGAUCUUGCCUUGGAGGGAGCUCUUUAGACUGGUCACUAGCUGGCACAGACACAAAGCCAUAGUUUAAACCUAACCCCAACCUUAACCCUAAUCUUAACAGUACUGUUAACCUUAAUGCCUAACUCUAACCAUAAAUUAAAACCAAAAAGCAAACUUUUGUUUUCAUGAAAUGUUAAGAUACAACCAAUAUUGUCUUUGCAUUUGGCCCAUCUAGCAGAAAUCACUUAGUUCUGCCUCUAGGGCAAGAUUCAUGACAAACAAUGUCAACCUGUGCAUCGGACCAAUGUAGGGGGAAGGAUGCAGGGAGGAGGUAGAAACAGGGGUGUGAAGUGAAUGAUUCUGUAGGAACACUGGCUAAUGACACUGUGAUGACCACAAUGUUCCUUCCUAAUCAGUAGCAUAGGCAAGGGAGCCUUCAGACCAGGCCAUUAGGGUAGAACCAUCAUUUCUGACUGAAUGGGCUUUCCUAGGCUCCAGUGCUGUGGUAAGUUAUAGCUGUUAGGGCUGGCAGCAAUCCCCUCUCUCUCUUUCCCUCUUUCCUUAUCCUGUGGCAGCAUGAUAAUAUUUCAAAUAUUCAGAUAACUGGAGAGGUAAGCCCUCAUUUGAAUCUCAAAAGAUUUUAGUAGCUAGAGCAGGCAAGAAACUGUGAUAGUCAUUACAGAAGAUGACUGCAAGCUGUCUGAUUACUGCAGCUGCAGGAUGACUCUCAACCCGCAACAUAUUUACUCCUAAUGUUGUAGCGUUGUAUCCAAACACCCAGAGUUUCCUCACACUCUUGUUUUUUCACCAUAGACUUUAUCUGAGAGGAGAAGUUGGCAGAAUGAAGGGUGGUUUGUAUUAUGUGUUUGGUUUGUCUGUUUACUGUACUGUGUGCUGAGAGGGAUAUUCUUGGCUCCUCUUCCAUGUCAUAAUCCUGUCUUGAUUCUGCUUGGGCUUAUUUGUGCUCUGUCUCUGGCUCUCUUUCCCUCAUCACUGGCCUGUCUGUCUAUCUGUCUGCAUGGGCCGGUCUGGCUACUACAGCUUGUAGGUUGCUGAUUCAAUGAACUGCUCCGAUUCUACACUGAUGGUGGUGAAGUGCUUCUACCAAGUUAUAUAAGCUAUCUGCAGUGAUUUCUUCCCACUCACGUCCACCCUUUCUUCAAAGGGUGUCAUCAGGGGUGGACUUAGUGAUUUGGAGGCCCCAGGGCAGAGGCUAGUCUGAGGUUUUUAUAGUAAAGGUGUAAUUUAAUUGUAAAAAUGUAUUACCUUUUAAUGUGCCAUGAACACAACCAGUCAUUAUGUUUUCAUCUGAUUCUCAAACAAAUCACUUCAAAAAGAUAGGGUACAGCCAAAAUAAUUAAAUCUUAAAUAAACAGUACACUGUGCACCCGCCAACUUCAAUUCAAUCGCAAGUCGAUGAAACUAUCUCAUCGGAGAAAGCAUUAGAGCGAGCGAAACAGUGCCCCUCUGUCUUAUUAUAUGUAGCCCAUGUAUCUGAUGCUGUCUGGCCAAAAAGAGUAUGACAUGCCAUACUCUUUUUGGCCAAACAGCAUCAGAUACAUGGGGUACACAUACAGUACAUGUCCUCUGCCUCAAUUACGAUGCCAGUAUUAGCAGCAGCAUCUGUCUUUUUACUAAAGAAAUGACUUAGGACAUUUUUAUGUCAAAAUUAAAUCUUCUUUCUAUCUUUUUCUUUUCUCUGCUCCACUCUGAAAGUGCCUAAUUUCUUCUUCACCCCUUUUUCAUGGUAUCCAAUUGUUUAGUAGCUACUAUCUUGUCUCAUCGCUACAACUCCCAUACGGGCUCGGGAGAGA